Messenger RNA from Megachile rotundata (alfalfa leafcutting bee), 1275 nucleotides. RefSeq lists its product as uncharacterized. Lineage: Eukaryota; Metazoa; Arthropoda; Insecta; Hymenoptera; Megachilidae. The record is from RefSeq and is a predicted model, not a curated record.
AUGUACAAUCUCAGGCAAUUUAGAUAUACGGAGAACGUCCGCAAGAAACAACCGUCCGGCUCGGAGACGAAGCUCAGGGAGACCCAGAGCCGUUCGCUGAUUCCGCCGCCGUCUCGUCGUAUCGGGGAGUACGGUCGUCUCAGCGAGGGCACCCUGAGGAAGCAGACAGGCUCUCGCGGGCAGAGCACCGGAAGCACCGUCAGCAGCAAGAGCGGAGGACGCGACUCAGGAGGAACCGCCAGCAGCGAAGCGUCCACCUCCUCGUUGCCGCCUUCGAAAGCGAGAUCAAUACCGCGUCCUAGCAAUUAUCGCAUCCAGUUUUAAUUUUCGCCACGAACGGGGUUGUUAGUCUUCCCGGUUUUAAAGCGUUCCUCGAAGCGACGAUCUUCCGAAGGAAAGAUAUACUACUGUUUUCCGUAUCUUAUCUUCCACGCGUAGGGAUUGAAUCGUUUGUUCUUUCUUUUUUAUGCAUACUGUGCGUCACAAGAUGAACUCUGGUGGAGCAACCUUGUUUUUCGAUCUGACUGUCACAGCUGGAACCAAUUUGAGGAAUGUUCGCUAAAGCUGCAACUUUAUUAUUGUUUGACCGGGGCUCAUGUUGUGACGCGCGAACUAUACUUGUUCUAUCGUUAUUUAGUUUCUCUUCCGGGUUAUGCUCAACGCUACAACGUUGUUCCGAGGUGGAUCUUGGAGAAACAGGGCAGGAUAGCGUGAAACGCUUGCGAGCGAUGAACGAUGCAAGAUCUAUAGUGAGGGGAUCAGCUUCGAGCGCGUUUGCUUUAUUUUUUUGAUAGUUCGAUAGAGUCCUAAUGUACAAUCUCAGGCAAUUUAGGUUUGCCUUAGUUUAAGGGGAGGUUAGGAGAGGAAUAUGUUGAGUUCUUAGAUUAUCUCUAGGUUCUCAGGUUUUGCCUAGGUUCUUCCAAAAUUGAAACUACAUGAUGAGACUUUUCAUAUAACCUUUUCAGCAACGAAUAUUUUAUUAGUUAUUUAAAAUGGAAGUCUGAAUAAGAUGUAUAGGGUGUGCUAAUAAAAGAUAUACCUUUUAAGUAUGUAUAUAAGAUGAUAGUAAACUUGAUAAGAAAAAAAUGGUAGUAAACAUUAUUAAACAUACUAAAAUGGUAAAUAUAGUAGAUAUAUCAACACAUUAAUGUUAAUAGUGGUCAUUUUGAGUGUUUAUGAUUUUAAGAUAGUCAACACCAUUUCAAUUUAACUUCUAUUUUACUUUAUUUAUUAAAUUAUUACACAGUGUGUAUAUUUUAUUGGAACACCCUGUAU